Stereum hirsutum FP-91666 SS1 is the source of this 2454-nucleotide messenger RNA. RefSeq lists its product as uncharacterized. Gene Ontology annotation, biological process: mRNA cis splicing, via spliceosome. The transcript has 13 exons. Gene Ontology annotation, cellular component: spliceosomal complex. NCBI's taxonomy places the organism in Eukaryota, Fungi, Basidiomycota, Agaricomycetes, Russulales, Stereaceae. The record is from RefSeq and is a predicted model, not a curated record. Bases 1 to 2454 code for a protein of 817 amino acids.
AUGUCCGCCCAACCCUCCUCCUCCCUCGUCCAAGCCACUCCCCCUCCUUCGACCCUUCCUCGCCCUCGUAUUCCUUCCUCUUACUGGCCCCAACGCGCCCUGAACCUCCUCCAUUUCUUGCUCCGUCUCCUCAGGGGCGGGUUCAAAUCCAAAUUCAAAUGGAAAACCACUCGGUCAUUCCUAUCCUCUUUCUCACCUGGGCAUUCGAGGCAGAGGGAGGGUCAGGUGUUGUCGUUGCCGUUGUAUUGUGUUCGUGAUGAUGCUGGUGCUGACGGGGGAGGAGGUGCGCGUACUGAAGGAGGAGGAGGAGGAGGAGCGAGAGAUGGUGGAGGAGUUGAUAGACCUGCGUCUGGGUCUAAAUCUGUUCCGUCUUGCGUACCAUCGCAAGUGCAAGCGCCACCCGCAACGGCGACCUUACCGUCCGAUCCUCAUCCGAGUCAUAUAUCCCGCCCGCCCUCCAACGAAGAUGAAGAUGAAGAUAGGAAUCGAACCGACUUUUCUUCUUCUUCCUCUACCUCUGCACGCUCUUCUGCACGUUCUUCUUCAACCUCAUCCACCGGAUCCUCGACACUUCUCACUACUCCCUCCCCCUCCCCUCUCUCGUCAACCUCCUCAUCCCGCUCCCCAUCGCCCUCACCAGAGCCCGCCCCUCACAAUCCCCCAAACAACCCAUCCCCUCCCCGCUCACAACCGCAACCGCAAAAGGCCCACCUCUCCGCCAACCCGAUGGUAUACCCCAUCCCGCCGUCCUGUUUCGAGAGAUUUCAGAGGGGGGUUAGAGUUCAUCUCCCGCCCUCAGGCUGGAAAGAAUACACGCAUCCACUCGGCGCGAUGUAUUUCUACCACGAAAAAUACCACAUACUCACCGAGGCCAACCUACACGACGCCCCUACUUAUCAAGCGACGAUGGGUUUCCAUGAGGGCAGCGAGGGAAAAUCUGUGAGGAACCAAGACGCCCUCUCCAUUAAAAACAAAGAGUCCUCCUCUUCUCCCCCCACCCCCUCCCUCGAUACGGAUACCGAACUCGUCCUCGACAUUACUCCCAACGGAGACGCCAACGCCGAGCUCGUCUGCGGCUACUACCUCGUCUCGCACGCGCGCCGGCUCGUUUAUUGGUUUGACGAUAUGCCGACGGCGUAUCUGUGUCCGGCGGGGAUGCCGGUGCUUGGGAUGGGGCACUUGAGACAUCAGGUCGAGGCGGAAUAUUGGACCCAUUGGGAUCUCUUUCCUCAUCUGCGUACGGUCACAGGCCCGCUCAUCGCUGAAUUGCGAGAUCAGGUCACGCAUGGUGUCGUUGGCGUGAUGACCUCAUUCACGAGCACCGUCCCCUUCGCGCUGCAGGACCUCCAGGCCUUGCACGGUCUCGUAGACCAGAUCGAAAAGAACGCAGGAUACGUAGCCCCUGGGUCUGCAUGCGCGAUCGGUCGAUUCAUGAGAGAACUAGCCCAACACCGCUUCCUAAACCUGCACGGCCAACCCGGCGCUCGUCUGAGCACGGACCAGUCCCCCUACCACGGCCUGAACGCAGACUCAGACUGCACCCCGCGUUCAUUACUGCUCACGCUUGUCUCGCCUUUGUUCUUCUUCGCGCCCGAAGCCCAACUGCAGACGCUCGAACAAGUCUGCAAAUGCGGACUUAUCAAUCGACAUUCGUGGGCUGUGUUUCAGGACGAGCUGAUCACACAAUGGCAGGAACAUGCGAAUCUCGUCAGUCCUCCCUUCUUACUUCUUCCCCUCUUUUCCCUAUCCCCUGCGCCCUCCCGUCCUCGCUCCCUCCAUACUUCCAUAUCCUCUCUUGCUCCCAGUAAUGGAACCGUCCUCCUCACCGCGAACGUCGGCCUCCUCGCCAUUCAAUCCGUCGAUAACGCAGGCUCGAACCGGUCCUCGACCCAGAUCGCCUCGUACAUGUCGCUCAUCACCAGUCUCGGCUGUGUCAUCCUCUCACUAAUCCUGCAAAGACAACACCGUCGCCCAGCGUUCAAACGCAUCGACCAAGCGGUAAGACCCCCUCUCGCUCUCGCAGUCCCAAGAGAUAGGUAUCACACUCAAACACCCGUGCAGGCCGAAUUCAUACAAAGACAGUCCCAAACCUUCUGCGGUCUCGAGACCCUAGCGCUCCUCUACACCCUCCCCUACGCGCUCCUUCUCUGGGCCAUGCUCUCCUUCCUCUCCUCCUGCUCCUUCCUCUGCUUCUGGACCUCCUCCACGACCACCCGCGCCACCAUCGGCUCCACCUGGACCCUCGUCGCCGUCCUCGUCGCCUGGUGUCUCCUCACCUCCUGGGAAUCGCGCGGCUCGCCGGAGAGGUUCGUCAUGGCGUUUCGGAACAGUGCGAUCCCGAGGUUGGUGCCGAUGUCGAUGAGCGGGAUGAGGGAGGGAUGGGGGAAGAUGAUGGGGGUUUUGAGUGAGGGAAUCAGAGGGGUACGAGAGGCAGAUGUCGGUGAGAACGUCUGA